AUGCUCAUUCCAAUCAUAUCUUCAAUUUUAAUAAUGCUUCUGAUAUUUUUCUCCUUUUCACUGGGAUACUAUGUAGGCAGGUGUGAAGCUAGCAGAGCCAGCGAUAUAACGAACUCAUUCAAUAACAAGGGUAAUGGAACACAGGACUUCACCAACACAACAAUAAUCAUCAUCAAUGGAGGAUGGUCAUGUUGCUCAAUGUUUAACUUGCAGGCUGUCCGCUGGUUUGUCACCUACUCCGGCACCCCAGAUGCUUCCAGUACCUCACUCCAGAGUUGUGCUGCGUUUCC
Molecule: messenger RNA, 290 nt
Organism: Sphenostylis stenocarpa
Lineage: Eukaryota; Viridiplantae; Streptophyta; Magnoliopsida; Fabales; Fabaceae
Source: the annotation of a GenBank genome assembly